Colius striatus (speckled mousebird) is the source of this 576-nucleotide messenger RNA. RefSeq names its product glutathione peroxidase 2 (gene GPX2). The record is from RefSeq and is a predicted model, not a curated record. The transcript has 2 exons. Gene Ontology annotation, molecular function: glutathione peroxidase activity. NCBI's taxonomy places the organism in Eukaryota, Metazoa, Chordata, Aves, Coliiformes, Coliidae. Gene Ontology annotation, biological process: response to oxidative stress.
AUGGCGGUGCCCGUCGCCAAGUCCUUCUACGACCUGAGUGCCACCACCUUGCAGGGGGAGAGGGUGGACUUCAACGUCUUCCGAGGCCGCGUGGUCCUCAUCGAGAACGUGGCGUCCCUCUGAGGCACCACGGUGCGGGAUUACACCCAGCUCAACCAGCUCCAAGCCCGCUACCCGCGCCGGCUGGUCGUGCUGGGCUUCCCCUGCAACCAAUUCGGCUACCAGGAGAACGGCACCAACGAGGAGAUCCUCCCCCUCCUGAAGCACGUGCGGCCGGGGGGCGGCUUCGAGCCCAACUUCACCCUGUUCCAGAAGUGCCAGGUGAACGGGCAGGACACCCACCCCGUGUUCGCCUACCUGAAGGCUCAGCUGCCCACGCCGGCCGACGAGGCCUCGCACCUGAUGGCCGAGCCCCGCUUCGUCAGCUGGAGCCCCCUGCGCCGCUCCGACCUCUCCUGGAACUUCGAGAAGUUCCUGGUGGGGCCCGAGGGGGAACCGUUCCGGCGCUACAGCCCCCGCACGCCCACGGCACAGCUGGAGCCCGACAUCCAGCGCCUCCUCAAGCUGGCCAAGUAG